UUCGGAAUUUCACAAUCGCUGAAAAUGUUGCGUCGGCAUUUAUCGAUAAUCAAAAUUCGACGCACGAAUAGGCCACGGCGAACAUAUGGUAGCACUCACUGCCGCUAUCACUUCUGCUAUCAUUUUUUAUCAAAGUUUUACUUGAUUACAUUUGCAUAAUAAGUUAUUAUGCCUAAAACGUCUUCUAAUCUCCAACAACUUGUUGUUUGUUUUUUGUUAUCGUUUUCGACUUUGUCUGAUGCGGUUUAUAGCAGAGCACCAAGCAGUUGAACACACAGAAUCCAUUGUCAUUCAAGUAGAUCGGACGUGUUUACUUUAUACGAAUUUAAAAAUUAAUUCCGCCUGAAUAGCAAAGAGUGGUUGGUGAAAUACACUACAAUGUCAGAAAUAACGACAAGUGGAAAAUAUUGCUUUGCAAUUGAUCGCGGUGGUACCUUCACCGACAUUCUUUGCAUACGCCCGGAUGGCCAAGUGCGAACAUUAAAACUGUUAUCGGAGGAUCCUCGUCGGUACACUGACGCUCCCAGAGAGGGAAUACGACGCAUAUUAAAACAGGAAACUGGCAGUGAUGUUACUGCAGAAGGGCUUGUGGAUACUAGUCAAAUCGGUUGGGUACGCAUGGGCACAACUGUAGCCACGAAUGCUUUGUUGGAGCGGAAAGGAGAUCCUGUGGCGCUUGUGGUGAACGAGGGCUUCCGCGAUUUGCUUUACAUUGGCAAUCAAGCGCGUCCGAAAAUCUUCGACCUCAACAUACGGAAACCAUCAAACCUCUAUAAAACGGUUGUAGAAAUUAGCUGUCGCAUUGUGCCCGAACAAGCGAAUCGAUGCAAGUUAGAACACACUUGGCAGGUGCUUGAAGGUACAUCGGGUGCAAAGUAUUUAGAAAUGCAACCUGUUGAUGUAGAGGCUGUACGUGAAUCUCUGCAAGAAGUUCGCAAACAAGGCAUCACUAGCGUGGCAGUUGUGCUGGCGCAUAGUUUUGCUUGUCCAGUGCAUGAAUUACAAGUAGGUGCAAUAGCACAGAAGUUGGGAUUCACGCAUAUUACACUCUCCCACCAAGCUAUGCCGAUGCGACGUCUGGUAGCGCGCGGCUAUACGGCCUGCGCCGAGGCGUAUCUAACACCGCACGUUGAACGUUAUCUCAACAGCUUCAAAUCAGGGUUUCACAAAGAAUUGGACGGCGUUGAUGUUCUCUUCAUGCAAUCGGAUGGCGGCUUGGUGCGUAUGGAAAACUUUCGUGGCGCGCGUGCCAUACUUUCUGGUCCGGCAGGUGGCGUUGUGGGCUACGCAAUGACGGGUGCGCAUGAUACGGACGCGCCACUUAUUGGUUUCGACAUGGGCGGCACUUCAACCGAUGUCUCGCGUUAUGCAGGUGUCUAUGAGCAUGUGAUCGAAAGUACGACCGCCGGUGUUACGAUACAAGCCCCCCAAUUGGACAUAAAUACUGUAGCAGCUGGUGGCGGUUCUAUGCUUUUCUUCCGUUCUGGUCUGUUUGUGGUCGGCCCCGAAUCUGCGGGUGCACAUCCGGGUCCGGCGUGCUACAAGAAGGGCGGUCCAUUAACAGUCACUGAUGCCAAUUUGAUUUUGGGACGUUUGCUACCUGAAUAUUUUCCAAAAAUAUUUGGUCCUAAAGAAAAUGAAGCGCUCGAUUUGUCCAUAACCAAAGAAAAAUUCGAGCAAUUGCGAAUAGUGAUUAAUGAGUACCUGAAAAGUGAUGGCGAUGUGAAGGAAUUAUCUGUUGAAGAUGUGGCCUUGGGCUUCAUACGCGUUGCCAAUGAAGCUAUGUGUCGGCCCAUAAGAGCUCUGACUCAAGCACGCGGUUUAGAUACGUCACAGCAUGUGUUGGCAUGCUUUGGUGGCGCUGGUGGCCAGCACGCUUGCUCCAUUGCACGUGAGUUAGGCAUAAGCAAGGUGCUUGUGCACAAAUACGCUGGUGUGCUCUCCGCUUACGGUAUGGCGCUUGCCGAUGUGGUGCAGGAGACACAAGAACCUUGUGGUUUAGAGUAUUCGGCCGGAAAUGCCGAUCUUUUCAAGGCGCGCCUUGAUGCAUUGGCCGACCAAUGCACCACUAACUUGAAAUCGCAGGGAUUCAACAAGAUUGAGUUGGAACCUUUUCUACAUUUGCGUUAUGACGGUACCGAUUGUGCCUUAAUGUGCUCACCGGCAACCACAACAAAUAAAGACGAUGCGUUGCUUACCUCCUACGGCGAUUUCAUCGCCACAUUCCUUCAACGGUAUCGCACCGAGUUUGGCUUUGUUUUACAAAAUCGCGCCAUCGUUGUCGAUGAUAUACGCGUGCGCGGCUUGGGUAAAAAUAUUACACCAGUAGAAGCUGACAUCGGCAAAUCUGUUACAGCCACACCAACACCUGAGGGUGUUACGCGCAUUUUCUUUGAGCAAGGCGCAUAUGAGUCGCCGAUAUACUUGACAAAAAAUCUGCUAGCUGGAUGUAAAAUAGCUGGUCCAGCGAUUUUAAUUGAUCAGCUGUCCACCAUACUGGUAGAACCGGGAUGUGUGGCAGAAGUGACGACGCGCGGUGAUCUCGUCAUCAAUGUAUGCUCCGGGAAUCGCAACGUGGUCGACUGCAAGCUCGAUGCUAUACAGCUCAGCAUCUUUAGUCAUCGUUUUAUGAGUAUUGCCGAGCAAAUGGGCAGAGUACUGCAGCGCACCUCGAUUUCCACAAACAUCAAAGAACGCCUUGACUUUUCAUGCGCGCUCUUCGGACCCGACGGUGGUCUAGUGAGCAAUGCGCCACACAUACCUGUGCAUUUGGGUGCAAUGCAGGAGGCAGUGCAAUAUCAGUUGAAGGUGCGCGGCGAUAGCUUGAAGAAUGGCGAUGUUAUUUUAGCCAAUCACCCACAAGCUGGUGGUUCGCAUUUGCCAGAUUUGACAGUCAUCACGCCAGUAUUUUAUCGUGAUCAACCGAAACCAGUGUUCUUCGUUGCGUCCCGCGGCCAUCACGCCGACAUCGGUGGCAUCACGCCUGGCUCAAUGCCGCCACACUCCACAUCGCUUGCACAGGAGGGUGCUGCCUUUAAAUCAUUUUUGAUCGUCGAAAAUGGUGUAUUCCAAGAGAAAAAUAUUGUUGAACGUCUAACCACACCAACCGGCGCAAAAGGCGCAACUGGUACACGCAAUUUACCCGAUAACAUUUCGGAUCUUAAAGCGCAAAUCGCGGCCAAUCACAAGGGCAUACAGCUCGUCUCCGAGCUCAUUGAUUGCUACAGUUUGGAUGUCGUACAGGCCUACAUGAGUUAUAUACAACAAAAUGCGGAGGUCGCCGUGCGUGAUAUGCUCAAGGAAAUUGCACAGAAUGUGCUGGCACGUAGUGGCAUCAGCACGUUGGAGGCGGUCGAGUUCAUGGAUGAUGGUUCACCUAUUAAGUUGCGCGUGGAAAUCGAUCCGGAGAAAGGCAAUGCAUUGUGCGAUUUCACCGGUUCGGGACCGGAAGUUUGGGGCAAUUGCAAUGCGCCGCGCGCAAUUACUUUGUCUGCGCUUAUCUACUGCUUGCGCUGCAUGGUCGGUCAUGAUGUGCCACUAAAUCAGGGCUGUUUGGCGCCCAUUAAAGUAAUUGUGCCGAAAAACUCUAUGUUAGAUCCCUCUGAGGGUGCAGCUGUGGUAGGCGGCAAUGUGUUGACCUCUCAGCGUAUCGUCGAUACUGUACUGAAAACAUUCAACGUUUGUGCCGCUUCAUGUGGCUGCAUGAACAACAUUACGAUUGGCGAUGAAGAGUGGGGCUAUUAUGAGACGGUGGCCGGUGGCGCUGGGGCGGGACCUACAUGGCAUGGUGCAGAUGGUGUACAUACACAUAUGACCAAUACGCGCAUAACUGAUCCAGAGAUAUUGGAAGUGCGUUACCCAAUCAUACUGAAACGGUUCUGCUUGCGCAGCGAUCAGUCCGGUGGUGCUGGCCAAUUCCACGGCGGUGAAGGUGUUGAGCGUGCAUUGCUUUUCCGUAAGCCAGUAACGCUGUCAAUUUUGACGGAGCGCCGUACGCUGCAACCCUAUGGGCUGGCAGGUGGACUACCAGCCAAGCGAGGCUUGAACUUGUUGCGCAAACCGGAUGGGCGUGUCAUUUCGCUGGGCGGAAAGACCUGCAUAGAUGUGGAGACAGGGGAUCUCUUUAUUCUCAAAACGCCGGGCGGUGGUGGUUAUGGAGUGCCAAAUGAAGAUGCAAGUAGUGGCAAAGUGGUUUCACACGCUGAAAAGCAUGAGCUAACCCCACGUGGCAGCGUGUUUGAAUAUAGACAAGCACAAGAGUCGGCUUAAGUUGUAAAGCAAUCAUAAAAAUCUACUAAAAGUAAAGGGAUGAGCUAAAAGUUCAAUUAAAAAUUUAUAAAAAUGUUUA
Anastrepha obliqua is the source of this 4348-nucleotide messenger RNA. Its product is annotated as 5-oxoprolinase. The record is from RefSeq and is a predicted model, not a curated record. The coding region runs from base 379 to 4269 and encodes 1296 amino acids. Gene Ontology annotation, biological process: glutathione metabolic process. Gene Ontology annotation, cellular component: cytosol. The transcript has 8 exons. Gene Ontology annotation, molecular function: 5-oxoprolinase (ATP-hydrolyzing) activity. Lineage: Eukaryota; Metazoa; Arthropoda; Insecta; Diptera; Tephritidae.